Carya illinoinensis is the source of this 489-nucleotide messenger RNA. RefSeq lists its product as uncharacterized. The record is from RefSeq and is a predicted model, not a curated record. NCBI's taxonomy places the organism in Eukaryota, Viridiplantae, Streptophyta, Magnoliopsida, Fagales, Juglandaceae. Gene Ontology annotation, molecular function: nucleic acid binding; RNA-DNA hybrid ribonuclease activity. The transcript has a single exon. Bases 1 to 489 code for a protein of 162 amino acids.
AUGACACCUAGUUCUGCAUGGUCUGCUCCUCCACCAGCCUUCUUCAAAGCCAACUGGGAUGGAGCUAUUGAUAAAGAUAAUUCUAAAGUUGGAAUUGGGGUGAUUGUAAGAGAUUCGGAGGGCUUGGUUAUGGCCUCUCUAUGUUCCUCUAUUACACUAAAUUUUGAUCCUUCGCUUGGGGAAGCGGUAGCAGCCUUGAAAGCAACUAUCUUGUGUGCUGAACUGGGUUUAACUCAUAUUGUACUAGAAGGUGAUGCUCUCAGUGUAGUUCAGGCUGUCCAAAAUGAAGAAGAAAAUUGGAGCGCUUUUGGUAUGGUAGUUAGAGAUGUCAAGUCCAUGUUGUCAAAGGUUUGGGUGUGGUCAAUUCAUCAUACUCCUAGGGAGUUAAAUGUAAUUGCCCAUAUUCUAACAAAGUAUGCUCUUACUUGUUCAGAGGAUUGUUGUAUCCUUCUGGAGGAUUACCCUCCAUAUAUCCAGCAUUUACUCUAA